AAGAAAAACUUUUAUGGAUGGUUAAUCAAAAUUUCCAAGUCUUGUCUGCUGUUUACUUUAGUUCAAUUCUCAUAGACUUCAAAGUUGAAUAUGUAUAACCCUGCUUCUAACAUGACACAAGCUCAAUCAGAAGAUCACAGGGAGGAUCCAACAGAAGUACUAAACACUGGUUUGUCUUCUUCCAACAAGAAUUUACCAAACCAUGAAUUUAGCAAACUGAAACAAGAUGAAGUAGCUAUAGUUAUGGUUCCAUUUCCAGCUCAAGGCCAUCUCAACCAACUUCUCCAACUUUCAUGUUUAAUCUCCUCCUAUGAUCUUCCUGUCUACUAUGUUGGCUCGGCCACACAUAAUCGUCAAGCCAGGAUUCGAGCCAACUCCUUAAAUCCUUCAGACAUAGCCAAAGUCCACUUCCAUGACCUCCCAACUCCUGAAUUUGCCUCACCAUCACCUGACUUUAAUGCCGUGAACAAAUUCCCAUCACAUCUUCAGCCAUCAUGGGAUGCUUCUAUGCUUCUUCGCGAGCCCAUUGCUUCUUUCUUACGGGAUAUUUCAUCAAAAGCAAGACGAGUCAUUGUUGUUCAUGAUCCUUUAAUGUCCUAUAAUGUUCAGGAUGUUACUUCUUUGCCCAAUGCUGAAUCCUAUAUGUUUAAUUGCAUUUCAGCUUUCACUUCAUACAGUAUGAUAUACUUAUUUUUUGAGAUGUCUGUCCAACAUGAAGAAGAAUUGCUUAAAAAGCUACCCUCCCUUGAAGGAAUUAUGACAGAUGAAAUCAGGGAUUUAUCAGCUUUUCAGCUUCGGUAUCGAGAUAUUCGAUCAGGUGAUAUCCAUAAUACAAGCAAAGUAAUUGAAGGCAAGUAUCUUGAUUUGCUGGCACAAGCAGAAAUUAAUCAGAACAAGAAAAAUUGGGCAAUUGGACCUAUUCUGCCAACUAAACUCGAUCAUAUCUCAAAUAGGAACGAUAUAUGUUUGGAAUGGCUGAACAAACAACUUCCAAGAUCAGUUCUUUAUAUAUCUUUUGGAACAACAACUUCACUUUCCGAUAGAGAAAUCAAGGAGCUCGCAAUGGGAUUAGAACAAAGCAAACAGAGGUUCCUAUGGGUGUUGAGAGACGCCGAUAGAGGAGAUAUCUUUACUGGGGAAGAUAGAAGAGUUGAGCUGCCAGAAGGGUUUGAGGAGAGAGUAAAAGAUGUAGGCUUAGUGGUAAGAGAAUGGGCACCACAACCAGAAAUCUUGGCUCAUACGUCCACAGGCGGGUUCAUGAGUCAUUGUGGAUGGAAUUCUUGUAUAGAGAGUAUUACUAUGGGAGUGCCUAUAGCUGCUUGGCCUAUGCACUCUGAUCAACCGAGAAAUGGUUUCUUGUUGACGGAAGUGUUGAAAAUAGGACUGCUUGUGAGGGAGUGGGAGAAACGCGAGGAGCUAGUAAGUGCAUCCACGAUUGAGAAUGUCGUGAGGAAGUUGAUGGCAUCAGAAGAAGGCGAUGUGAUUGGAAAAAGAGCAGAAGAAUUGGGAGAAGCUGUAAGGCGGUCCACAGAGAAAGGGGGAGCUUCUCAAAUGGAGUUGGAAUCUUUUGUCGCGCAUAUCACAAGAUAGACUUGUUUUUCGCCAGAAUUUUGAAGUAUUUUGGUUACUUUUCUUAGACAUAUGUAGCAGAGUUUGUUACAAAAUGUCAAAAUUAUAUUGAAGAACCACAUUUGAGACAAACAAUGUAUGUUUCCUGUUAUUCUGUAGUAAUGGAGCAUUACAAGAUCAUUUAGAAAGUUUUGACAUGAACUUGUCUGAACUAAAAACAGAUUUUGAAAAAGUAAUCAAAGAACUUGAACUG
Messenger RNA from Solanum dulcamara, 1822 nucleotides. Its product is annotated as zeatin O-glucosyltransferase-like. The transcript has a single exon. NCBI's taxonomy places the organism in Eukaryota, Viridiplantae, Streptophyta, Magnoliopsida, Solanales, Solanaceae. The record is from RefSeq and is a predicted model, not a curated record. The coding region runs from base 91 to 1590 and encodes 499 amino acids. Gene Ontology annotation, molecular function: UDP-glycosyltransferase activity.